This is a messenger RNA of Ichthyophthirius multifiliis, 1764 nucleotides long. RefSeq lists its product as hypothetical. Gene Ontology annotation, molecular function: GTP binding; microtubule binding; GTPase activity. The record is from RefSeq and is a predicted model, not a curated record. Gene Ontology annotation, cellular component: microtubule; cytoplasm; membrane. The transcript is spliced from 5 exons. Lineage: Eukaryota; Ciliophora; Oligohymenophorea; Hymenostomatida.
AUGGCCAUAUAAAAAGGAAGCGACGACCUUGCGAAUUCGGAAAGUUUAAAGCUUUCAAGAAAAAUAGAUCCUUAAGGUAAUCGUACAAUAGGAGUUAUUACAUAAUUAGAUUUAUUAGAUGAAUGUAAUGAUAUAUUGAAUGAUUUACAAAAUAAAACAUACCCAUUAAAACUAGGUUAUGUUGGUGUAGUUAUGAGAGGUAAUAAAGAUUUAAAAACUAGAACAAUAAAAGAAUAGUUGUAAGAAGAAAAAGCUUUUUUUGACAAACAUCCUAUAUAUAAAAGAUUUUUUAAUGAAAUGGGAGUUCCUUAUUUAGUUAAGUUGUUAAAUUUUUCCCUUAUGAAUCAUAUUAAGAAAUAUUUACCGACUUUAAGGGAAAAUAUUAUCACUAUUUUAUGUAAACAUGAACAAGAACUUAAAUAAUAUGGAGAUUUUGAACAAUUUGAAAGCAAAUAAGCCCGAGAACUUUAUUUAUUAAAAAUUUUUUCUUAAUAUACAAAAUCAUUUAGUUCUAUAUUAUAGGAUUCUUAUAUACAACCAAAUACGUAUGAAUUAUAAGGAGGAUCAAGAAUAUAAUAUAUAUUCAAUAAUAUAUUUAGAAAAUCAAUAUCAGAAAUAAACCCCUUCGAUAUAUUAAAUGAUUAAGACAUUCGUACUGCCAUUAGAAAUGCAAACGGAGUUCGUUAGUCUUUAUUUAUUGCAGAAGGAGCUUUUGAUAAUCUUGUAAGAUAAUAAAUUUCUAGACUUCUUAGCCCUUCUUUAUAAUGCAGUAAUUUAAUAUAUGAGGAACUUAGGAGAAUUUUAAACCAUAUAAAUAUUCCAGAAAUGAGUAGAUUUAAUAAUUUAAAUAAUAGAAUUUUCGGAAUUAUGGAAGCUGUACUCUAAAAAUGCCUUUAACCAACAAAUUAAAUGAUAAAAAGCUUUAUAGAAAUAGAAUUAGGCUAUAUAAAUACAAAUCAUCCUGAUUUUGUAUGUGCUAUCGAAAUGUUUUAAAACAAAUAAAAUGAAGUUGCGGUUGAUAUAAAAAAUAUAUAAUAAAAUGAUAAUAAUAAUCAGGAUUAAUCAGAUUCCAAUGUUUCGGUAAUUUCAGAAUAAAAAUAUAACAUAAAUAAUAGAAAUAGUGAUAAUUUAGAGGAAAAAUAAUAAUAAUAAUAAUAAUAAUAAUAAUAAUAAUAAUAAUAAUAAUUAUAAUAAUAAUAAAUAAAUAAUGAAAAUGAUAAUAGAUUUUGGGGAUGGCUUCCUUUUACUUCUAAAUUAAAUAAAUAAACGUAACUUUUGGACAAUAAAUUAAAGAAAAUGAACUUUACAUAAAUUUAAAAUAAUGGAGAAGUAAAAACAUUAUUUUUUUAUAAUAAAAAAAAAAAGUAUAUAAAAGAUGAUUAAAGCAAACCAGAAACAUCAAAAAUAUUUAACAAUAUAUAAUAAAAAUAAGAAAAAAUUAUUUAUUCGUUUAACAAUAGAAAACCAAAUAGAAAAGAAAUAAAUGAGUUUGAAAUGGUUAAAAAUUUAAUUGUAUCUUACUUUAAUAUUAUAAAGAAAAACAUAAAUGAUGUUGUACCUAAAACAAUUAUUUCUUUUUUAGUUAAUAGAUCUAUAAAUAUAGCAGAAAGGGAAUUAAUUACUUAUUUAUAUAAAGAUGAAUUAUUUGAAGAGUUAUUAUAGGAAAACUCUUACAUAGUUAAACAUCGAGAAUAUUCAAAAUAAUAAAUAAUUAUAUUAAAAUCUUGCUUAAAUGUUUUAAAUGAUUUGGAUUGUAAGUUUUGA